Molecule: messenger RNA, 1939 nt
Organism: Pseudomyrmex gracilis
Lineage: Eukaryota; Metazoa; Arthropoda; Insecta; Hymenoptera; Formicidae
Exons: 2
Coding region: 252-1682 (476 amino acids)
Cellular component (GO): extrinsic component of mitochondrial inner membrane
Source: RefSeq, a predicted model, not a curated record
UUCCUCUUACCCUUAGCCCCCCGCGUCCAAGAAACGAUUCAUUGACCCCAACUGUACAUACUUUGCUUCGUUCGCUUAUCUUCCCUGUGCGCAGUGAAAUUCUCUUCUCGAUUUCGAACUUACAAGUACUUCGUCGAUAGCUUCGACUUUACUUUAAUUCGCCGUUGUUCGACGUUCAGAGAAGAAGCGGUGAGAGCUUGAUACAGUUUUGUUCCUUGCGAAUAUCGCUCAUCCAAACGCGAUACACGAAGAUGUUGCUUUACGCGAGCAACCAUUGCACCCAAGAGUGGAACACGUUUUUCUACCCAAAUAUGUGCCACAUCUGCAAGAAGUUUGGUAAAAUCAAUGAAACGGAUAUUUUGCGGAAUAGUUUGAAGACGUGCGGCGGAUGCAAAAUGAUCUUCUAUUGCUGCCGAGAUCAUCAGAAGGUACACUGGGCGGCGCACAAAGAUUUCUGCAAAGCUGUACAAGACGUACGUGAGAAUUGCGCCGAGGAAUUAUCCGCAGCUGAAGGAGAGAAGGCCAGGAUGAAGCUUUUACAGCAGAAGGUGACGUCGAAAUUGCCACGUAAGUUGAGGAUAUACGAGAUGCAGAUGUUCAAAUACGCGAAAAUGUGUCGAUAUUGCGGCGAAGCGAAUGACGAAUUGCAAUACUGUUCGAAAUGUUUAUCCGUGAGCUUCUGCAAAAAACACGCAAACAAACAUGAAGAGGACGCCUGUUCUCAAUAUCGAAUGACCUUCAUGUCAGAAAUGACAUUGUCUCCAAACAGGGAAUCUUUUCAUUGGACGUAUAUAAAUUUUGCUGAAUCUUGCCAUUUGGAUAGUGACAUGGAGACAUUUCUGACGUAUUUUAAUGACGAACUGGAGAAUGAUAAGCUUGCGUGUUCGUUAUUCGCAAUGGAGCAGUCAAGACAUUUCACAAGAGUAAUGUCAGUAUAUCAAGGAUUGGAAAUAUUAAACCUUGAUGAAGACACAGAAAAAUUAGUACUUCAUUGUAUAGGCGCGACAAAAAUGAAAGAAAGACCAAUUGCGACGACUUUUGAGAUUCUGUUUCACUUGUAUCCUUCUAUACAAUUCAUACAUCUUGUACUGAUAGGACCGGGCUUGGCGGAUGGUUUUGGGAGAGAUAUUGCGCACACCGUACAAAAGUUUUUGUGCAUUCCUUGUCGUCGAGAAAGCAAGGAAUUUUAUGUACAAUAUUGCGAUACGACUUACAGCGAGUAUAUGAAAUAUGAAGAGACAAGGGUAGAACCAGAUUACGUUAUUGGAUUUAAUUGUCACUUUCACGAGUACGAUAUCGGAGAAAAAGAAGAAACGUGGGCGGAAUCUAUCAAGAUAAUAGCUGAACUAAAUAAACCGUUAAUUUUAACGUGUCACUCGAAGCGUGAAUGUGACUUAACUACUGAGAGAAUAAAUUUAGUCUUGGAAAAAGAAAUAGCGUAUUUACAUUGCGAAAAGAAUCCAUAUGCUGCUAUGACAUUGUUUAGAGAAUACGAAUCUGAACUUGAGGAUGACUCUGCUAACAAAGAUUUAAAAGAAAUAGACUUAUAUCCUGUGUAUCAUGAAAAUGAAUAUUUACUCAUUUACGAGAAUCUGUGUAAUAAGAAGCACAGUUUUGAUUCUAAGAAUUCUAUGGUUUCUAUGGAUUCUAUGGUUUCUAUGGAUUCUAUGGAUGAUAAUUAACAUAAUUUAAUGUGUGAAAUAUGUAAUCUUUAUAUUUUUAUGUUGUAUUUAUAUAUAUAUUUAGUUUUUUUACUUUUAUACUCAAAAUACUGUUGAAUCUAUGUUACUUGCACUCUAUGUUCCUUAUUUUGUUUUCUUAUCAAAGUACAAAUAUACAUCUACCUCAUAUAUUAAGAAAUGGAAGCGCAUGAACAGACUUAUUUAUAACAAAAAAGAUGAUUGACUGUUGUAACAACACAUGACUUUUUAAAAUAUAC